AUGUUACCUUCCUCACAGCCCGGUGGCGAUGCUCAUGAAGUGUACUGUUUGUGUGGUGAGGGGGAGACUACGAGAGUUGCCAAGCUACUGCCAACCCCCCAGAGCUACAAGGGCGUCACACCGGACAAGUUCCCCGAGGCAAGACCCAUCAUGGCCGUUGUCAAGAAGGGGAGACACAACAGUGGUAGUACGGUGGCCUACUUCACACUGCAGCUGCUCUCUCUGAGGACCAAUGGAGGGGACAACACUGUCAAGAAGUUUGUCUUCAAGACUAGACCCAUUGUCGACGUGCACUGCAACAGAAGACAGCUACUCUUCCGUCGGGUAUCCCGUGUAACCCCGUUGCCUUGGGAACUAGAUGGUUGGCCUUCUCGGAAACCGAGAUGGACCUGGCUGGUGAAAACGUCCAAUCGAAUAUCGAGAAAAAGCUAGCCGGCACAGAAGAGGUGGACUCAGAUGCAACUGAAAGCUACUACGGCAGCGAUGUUGAGGAGUGUGUGGAAGCUGUGACAAGUGUGAGGAAUGUGACGAGUGUGGAGACUGUGGAGUGCCCUGUGUGUGGUGUGAAGCUGCCGCAGUAUGCCAUUGAGGUGCAUGCCAGCACUUGUGGAGAUGAACAAACUUCAUGCAGUAGCUAUAGUGUUGGACCGAUACGGAUUGAAUUAUUAUUAUACAGUGUG
Molecule: messenger RNA, 680 nt
Organism: Halichondria panicea
Lineage: Eukaryota; Metazoa; Porifera; Demospongiae; Suberitida; Halichondriidae
Product: BCAS3 microtubule associated cell migration factor-like
Exons: 4
Coding region: 1-432 (143 amino acids)
Source: RefSeq, a predicted model, not a curated record